AUGUGGUCAGAUGGCGAGAGACCAAGUCCAAGAACAGAUCUUCGAAAACGCGGCACACAAUAUUCUACUUCCUCUCAGCGACGUCUUCCACCAAAAAGUGAUCCAUUCCAGAAAUGUUCGAUGUGCUCAAAUAACAUCUGCGGUUUCCUUCAGCACAGCGGGACAUCCAGUGCUCGUUCCGUAGUACUCUCCUGCGCUCAUGUCGUAUGUGACGAUUGUUUCGAGAAGCUAGGUUCAACAUCGUCUCAAACAGAAAAUCACGAAUACGUUAAAUGUGUGCUUUGCCGAUCGACGGUAACCUAUACACUACUUCCAACUUUGGACGAUAUUAUACCGUUAACGUUGUGUUUCAAAUGUGCCGAGGAGCAUAGCCGCCUAUCUCACUGUAUUAAAAAGGAAAGUUCACCUCGUGUUCAUCUCCCUCUAAAGUAUGUUCAGUGCUGGAAUCAUCUGCGCCGGUUCGACGGUCGGUGUAAACUAUGUGAUCAGCUACUCUGCUCGGAAUGCCCCUUGAAUUCCAAUAAAGAAAACGGGUGUGAAGAACACAGGAAAGCUAGUUUGUCGUCAUCUGAUUUUGGUCUGGAGGACAGUAUGUUGUUUGCAGAACGCAUACAGGAGGAAAUAGCUAUCGCCAUGAAUUCAGCAGUAGGGUUCAGAGAUGAACUAUGUGCUCGUGCUAAUCUUCUCAAGAAUGAAAUAUGCGCUCACAUUUACUACAUGAUGAACGCUCUUCCAAUUAUUGGCCGAGAUAAGCAGGAGAAGAAGCCGCCAACAAAGCAGUUAGACGAAGUGGUCAGCCGUUGCAAUCAUGCACAGCGACAUCUAGAUACGGCAUGUGAAUUGGAUGAAAAAGCCCGAGACAUUAAUCUUCUGAAAGACUCUGACAGCGCUGACUUCUACAAGUGCCUCUCGUAUCAGCUUUUCCGACCAGUUUUCGCACUUUUAGGCGAAAAUCAGAAAUGCAUACCAAACAGCGCUGAUAGUCUAGAGCUUAGAGUGGGAAACGUCAAUACUCAGGAGAUUAUCAACAAGGUCGGUUCGUGGGGGUCCAACAUCACUUCUACCUGCCACGACCUUGGCUCUGAAGCUAUUUCAAGAACAAUAAGGAAGUUGCGGCCUGAUGAGGCUUGGGAUGCGAAGACUCCUCCACCCACUAUUGGGUGCUAUGCGGCACUCGAUCUACAUGUGACUCCUCGAGAAGUGCCGCUAUUCUUUCUGUCGGCGUUCAAUAAUUUGUGGAUGAAAUUCAUUCUGAAUGCAUGUAAACCGGAUCACUUCACUUUGUUGAAGCCUGGCGAAUGUGAUCCCGUUCCACCGUGCUCGGAGACGUAUUCGUCCAGUAACCGCUCUCCACUUGAGCAACGUGAGGAACAUUGCUUCCCAUCUUCGUCAGAGAAAAACCCUUCGGCUACUGUAUCUCCUCGAGUGAAGCGUUUACCGAAUGGAAUCGUUGUUCAUCGAAUUCUUGCUCUUAAUUCCGGAAUGUCUGUUUUUCGCAGUGCUGGAGAUGUUCUGCUAACGUGUGAAGAUCUCUUCUGUAUUGGGCAUCGUUUAUGCUCUAAACGGGAUGUACGGAUAAAGCGGGUUCACUUGCUAAGAAUGGUUGCUAACGUGCUAGAAAGAAUCGACUCGGAUCUUAAUUUUUGUUCAAAAAUCAGUUAUGAUGAAUACCCUACAGAUUAUUGGGAUGCCACAGAUAUGCGUGAUGUUGAGGAGAUAUUCGAUGCUUUGUGUGCCACCGCACAUUUUCAAGGAUGGUCCUAUACAAAGUUGAUGCCGAUGGCUAUGGUCCUCUACGCUGCGAAUUUCUACUUCAAUGAUUUUAGCAAAUUUUUCGCAGUACCAUCUGAUGUGAUAAAUUCUCGGAAGAGGAACUCGGAAAGCGAUGGCUAUGAUCUUCAUCAUGAAAAUGGUUCAUCUUACCCGGCAGCAAUCAAGCGAGGACUCAGCUAUAAUGAGCAAUCGGACGAACAUGCUAGUCAGUCUCCAUGUUCUUAUUCGAACCGUAGCGUUGCCGCGGACGAGAAAGAUUCUUCUGAUAGACGAGAAAGGGAAAGGCUGAUCGUUAAGAUUCGGCGUUGUGGAGCUACUCCAUCCGUCUCGCACAUAGAGGUCGCUCCACCAUCUCAUGAAGAAGAUGAUUCCGUAGCAGAAUCGGAUGCUGGUGUAAGACCACUCGAUAAAGAUGGAUCGCACGCUUUUUGUUGGAAAUGCAACGAUAAUACGGAAAAUGCGGAGGAGGUCAAGGGAAUGUGCUCAAAGUGUCCACGAGUAUUUCAUGCCAAAUGUCAUAUACCGCCAGUAGCUGGAUCCUGGGAUGACACUCCCGAUGAUUGGGUAUGUUCUAUCUGUGAGCGAGUUUAUGACGAUGGGUCGCCAUCUAGUACUUUAAAGCUGUGUUAUAAAGUAUUAUUAUGCUGUUACGAGCAUGCUGAAUGUGCGUCAUGUUUUGCACAGCCAGUUCCUGCGAACACGCCUGGGUAUUACAAGGUGAUUGAACAUCCUAUGGAUCUCGGUACAAUAGCAGUACAACUGCAAACUACUAACUUGACGAAUGUUAUGCCAGUUUCUGAGUUUAUUGAGAAAAUGAACACAGUGUUUCGGAACUGCUCCAAGUUCAACCCGAAAAACUCACCCGUUGCUGAGGCUGGACGUAAGGUUUGGCAAUCGUACCAAUCUGCUGUCAAAAAGUAUUUGCCAUCCUACACCAAAGACAUUUGGUUGUAUGUGAGUCUGCAUGAUCGGAAGAAAAGGCGGAAGAGGUCGCUGAGCAAAGGUGACCAUAAAUCAUCCAGGUUGUCGUUGGUUUAA
Molecule: messenger RNA, 2811 nt
Organism: Ostertagia ostertagi
Lineage: Eukaryota; Metazoa; Nematoda; Chromadorea; Rhabditida; Trichostrongylidae
Source: the annotation of a GenBank genome assembly